GUUGAAAACAAAAUUAUGAAAUAAUAAUUAACUAAUGUUGUUGGUUGAUAUCAUGCAAGUUGAAAUCACUGGUAUUACAAGACACUGUAUAUGCACAUUUAUCUUAUAUCACAAUAUUAUUAUAUCGAGACAAUCUUCUUAAGAUAUUUCAGUAUUGAAUUAUCGAUGAUUAAUUAACUCAACUCAGUUGAGAGGGAUAUAUUACGAUCAUAGUCUCCAGUUUUAGUAUCAGUUUCUCAGUAAACUUAGUGCAUUGUGUAUUACAACUUCGUGGAUAUACAUACAGAAGCAAUCAUAUAUAGUGUUCUUAAAAUUUAAUUAUAGUGGAUUAUUUGUUUUACAAUAUAUAUAUCGCAUAUAUAUUUUAUAUGUACGUAUAUAUUGUGUAUGAUCGUUGCAAACUAUUAAACAAUUGAAGGAAAAGAUCAUUUUUAUGGAACAAUGAAGCGCAAUUUAAAUGGGACAGUGAACACUAUAUAUGACACGAAUUACAAAACAAAGAUACACAAUGGGAAUACAAUUAAUGAUGAAUUUAAACAGUUCACAGCGAAUACUCUUGUUUUUUAUGUUAAUGGAAAAGAGAUAUUAGAUGAUAAGGUGGAGCCUGAGUGGACUUUACUAUGGUACCUUCGUAAUAAAUUACAUUUAACUGGAACCAAAUUAGGAUGUGCCGAAGGUGGAUGUGGAACAUGCACUGUUAUGAUUUCAAAAUAUAAUUAUAGGACUAAAUCAAUUGUUCAUUUGGCAGUAAAUGCAUGUUUAUUUCCAAUAUGUGCUGCACAUGGUUUAGCAGUGACUACAGUAGAAGGAAUUGGUAGCAUCAAAACAAAAUUACAUGCUGUUCAGGAACGCAUAGCUAAAUCACAUGGUUCCCAAUGUGGUUUUUGUACACCUGGCAUUGUUAUGUCUAUGUAUACACUUUUGAGAAAUACACCAAAACCUACAAUGAAAGAUUUGGAAAUUGCAUUUCAAGGUAAUUUAUGCAGAUGUACAGGAUAUCGACCAAUUAUAGAAGGAUACAAAACCUUUACUGAAGAAUGGGAACAAAUGCAACUUGCUAAUAAUAUGCCCAAGGAGAAAGGAUGCGAAAGUGUUUGCGGCAUGGGAGAUGCUUGCUGCAAGAAAGCAUUUUCAUCCGAACCUACCGAGGUUUUUAAUUCUAAAGGAUUCAGUCCGUAUGAUCCUUCUCAGGAUUUAAUAUUUCCACCAAAGUUACAAAUAUCUUCUUAUCUUAAUGAGCAAUAUUUAGUAAUAAAAGGCAAAAAUGUAACUUGGUUCAGACCUGUAAAUUUAACGCAACUACUUUGCCUUAAAAACGAGUUUCCAUCCGCCAAAAUUGUAAUUGGAAAUACAGAAGUUGGUAUAGAAAUGAAAUUCAGACAUUUAAUAUAUCCAAUAAUUAUACAGCCAGUACAAGUAAAAGAACUGCAGGAAAUUGUAGAAACCAAGGAUGGAUUAAUAGUUGGUGCGAGCACGACUUUGAACGAAUUGCAAGAAGUUCUUAAUCAUUAUAUCAAAACAAAACCAGAAUUUCAAACAAGAAUUUUUACAGAGAUAAUAAAAAUGUUACACUUUUUUGGCGGUAAACAAAUUAGAAACGUAGCCGCCAUUGCUGGAAAUAUAAUAACCAGUAGUCCCGUAUCGGAUUUAGUUCCAUUAUUGGUAGCUGCUCGUGCGAAGGUAGUAUUGCAAAGUUUAAAAAAAGGAACCAGGACGGUAUUGCUCGAUCAAAACUUUUUUACCAGUUAUCGGCGUAAUAUUGUAGAACCCGAAGAAGUUCUUGUUUCAGUAAAAAUUCCUUUUUCUCAUAAGAAUCAAUAUUUUAUUGCUUACAAACAAUCAAGGAGACGAGACGAUGACAUAGCAAUAGUGAAUAUGGCUUUUAAUGUAUUCUUCAAGGAUCAAACACGAAUAAUAGAGGAUGCAUAUUUAUCCUUUGGUGGAAAAGCUCCAACCACUACUUUGGCUUCUCAAACACGUCAAAAAAUGAUUAAUAGAAAAUGGGAUGAGAAUUUAUUGGAAACCGUAUAUGAUUCAUUAAUUGAAGAAUGCAAUUUAACGGACAAUUCUCCUGGCGGUAUGAUUAUGUAUCGUCAUGCUCUAUCGUUAAGUCUAUUUCUCAAAGGAUACUUACAUAUAAGUAAAUGUUUAUCAAUGAAUUUGCCAAAUGUAGAACCACUGCCAAAAGAAAUAUUAAGUGCAACAGAGUGCUUCCAUUAUAAAACACCAAAAAGUUCGCAAUAUUUCCAAAUUGUACCUGAAAAUCAACCUCACACUGAUUUAAUUGGACGUACAAUCGUCCAUACCAGUGCUUAUAAACAAGCAACAGGUGAAGCAAUUUAUUGCGAUGAUAUGCCUGCAAUAAAUGGAGAAUUAUAUAUGAGUCUUGUAUUGUCGACAAGAUCACAUGCAAAAAUUUUGAAAAUUGAUCCGUCGAAAGCUCUUGAAAUGGAAGGAGUUAAAGCAUUUUACUCUGCUAAAGAUAUUCCUGAUGAUAGACGAUGGGUCGGUCCUAUUAUAUAUGAUGACGAAAUAUUUAAAUCUGAUAAGGUCACAAGUCAAGGACAAGUUAUAGGUGCAGUUGUUGCAGUUGAUAAAGAUACUGCACAAAAAGCUGCAAGAAAUGUUGUCGUGGAAUACGAAGAUAUAGAACCCUUAAUUGUAUCUAUAGAGGAGGCUAUUAAACAUAAUUCGUUUUUCACUGGCUUUACAAAACGUAUUAUUAGAGGAGACGCAAAUAAAGCAUUCGCAGAAACGGAUCAUAUAAUAGAGGGUGAAAUACAUACGGGUGGACAGGAACACUUUUAUUUGGAAACAAAUGCUGUUAUUGUUGUACCAAACGAAGAAGAUGAACUUGAAAUAUUUAGUGCAACUCAACAUCCUUCUGAAAUACAAAAGCUUACUGCUCAUGCCUUAAACAUACAUAGCAAUAGAAUUAGUGUCCGUGUCAAGCGAUUGGGAGGUGGUUUUGGAGGAAAAGAAUCUCGUCCUUAUAUGCUUGUUAUACCAGCUGCACUCGCUGCAUAUAAAUUGCGCAAACCUGUGCGUUGUGUGUUGGAUAGAGAUGAAGAUAUGAUAAUGAUGGGAACGCGACACCCAUAUCAUUUCAAAUAUAAAAUUGGAUUUAAAAAAAAUGGUUUGAUAGAUGUCAUCGAAAUACGUAUAUACAGUAAUGCAGGAUAUUCUGCUGACCUCUCUCCAUCGAUAUUAGAACGUACAAUAUUCCAUUUUGAUAAUUCAUAUAGAAUACCAGUGGUAGAUGCGUGUGGUUAUCUAUGUAAAACAAAUUUACCUUCCAAUACCGCUUUCCGUGGUUUCGGUGGUCCACAAGCUAUGUUCGCUGCAGAAAAUAUGAUUAGACAUAUCGCUGAAUUUUUGAAUGUAGACGUUCUAAAGAUAGCAGAAUUAAAUAUGUACAAAGAGGGAGAUGUAACUCAUUACAAUCAACCGCUUCUUCAUUGUACCAUAAGUCGUUGCUGGAAACAAUGUUUAAGUUCUUCUAAUUAUUACGAACGAGCAGCUGCAGUUCAAGAAUUUAAUAAACAUCACAGAUAUAAGAAGAAAGGAAUAGCCGUCGUACCAGUGAAAUUCGGAAUUUCGUUUACUACUUUAUUCUUAAAUCAAGGUGGAGCACUCGUUCACAUAUAUACCGAUGGUUCCGUUUUAGUUAGCCAUGGUGGAAUCGAAAUGGGACAAGGUUUGCAUACGAAAAUGACCCAAGUCGCCAGCAGAGUGUUAAAAGUAAAUCCAGAUAAGAUCCAUAUUGUUGAAACUGCCACAGAUAAAGUACCAAAUACUUCGGCCACUGCUGCCAGUUGUGGAUCUGAUUUAAAUGGCAAUGCUGUUAUGAAUGCAUGCAAUGAGAUUAUGAAACGAUUAAAACCUAUUAUUGAUAGUAAUCCAAAUGGCACUUGGGAAGAUUGGGUAAAGAAGGCUUAUUUAAGUAGAAUUAGUCUUUCGGCAACUGGAUUCUAUCAAACUCCAAAUAUUGGAUAUUCUUUUGAAACUAAUUCAGGAAAUCCCUAUAAUUACUUUACUUAUGGCGUUGCUUGUACAGAAGUAAUGAUCGAUUGUCUUACAGGUGAUCAUCAAAUACUUAGAACAGAUAUAGUGAUGGAUGUGGGAGACAGUUUAAAUCCCGCUAUUGACAUUGGUCAAAUUGAAGGUGCCUUCACGCAAGGUUACGGAUUAUUUGUGUUAGAAGAAUUGAUGUAUUCUCCAACUGGAUUUCUUUAUAGCAGGGGACCUGGUGCAUACAAACUACCAGGGUUUGCCGAUAUACCACAAGAAUUUAAUGUUUCAUUAUUGAAAGGGGCUCCCAAUCCUCGAACCGUUUAUUCUUCAAAAGCUAUUGGAGAACCACCUUUGUUUUUGGCAUCAUCUGUUUUCUUUGCUAUUAAAGAAGCUAUUAAAUCUGCGCGUAAAGAUGCGAAUAUUACAGGUCAUUUCAGAUUAGAUUCGCCUGCCACAGCAGCACGCAUUCGUACAGCAUGCGUGGAUAAUAUAAUAAUGAAGGUAAUAUAUAAUGACAAUGAUAUGUUCCUUUUGUUUUACUUAUCCUAUACAUAUUUAAAUUACAUUUAAAAACGUUUCUUUACC
Messenger RNA from Polistes canadensis, 4599 nucleotides. It is a transcript of the gene ry, whose product is annotated as xanthine dehydrogenase. Lineage: Eukaryota; Metazoa; Arthropoda; Insecta; Hymenoptera; Vespidae. Gene Ontology annotation, molecular function: iron ion binding; molybdopterin cofactor binding; 2 iron, 2 sulfur cluster binding. The record is from RefSeq and is a predicted model, not a curated record. The transcript is spliced from 24 exons. Bases 442 to 4584 code for a protein of 1380 amino acids.